CUAGUUAGAGUUGAUUUUUCAACUUGUUAGACUCAAUUACCCAUUCUAUUAUCACUAUUUUUCGUUCAUAAAGUGUAUUUUUUUCAAAUAACAUAUAAUAGUGGGUCGACCCGCCUCACUUUGUAUCCGCUUGGGUUUUACCCGCCCUGACCCACAAUAGCAUAGAACGAGGUAUGAGUAUUGAGGUACCCGCCCCGCCCCAUUACCAUCAGCCCAUUACUAAUGACCCACGGCUGUCGGGGAGGAGAUAAAGCCCACCAACCCACCAGAAGCACAAGUGAGCCCAGCCCACAGAGGAUACGGUUACGUUCUCGCCGGGGCUGCUCCAGCGUCUCAUCUCCGAACGACGGUGACAGUCAGCUGCCGUCUCCGCUCCUAUUCAAUUCUCGCCUUGCUACCACGACUUGUAUGCUCUGUUACUUCACAAUCGCCUCCACGACGAACCAUUCUCACUCUUCUUGAUUCUUCUCCUUCGGAAAGUAUGGCGGUCAUCCACGCUCACCCUCACCGCCUGCUUACGUUCCCAACAAGUUCGCCGCUUCAUCGCCGUUGCUUCGCAUCUCAUCCCUCCUCCUAUCUUAAUUAUGGAUUAUUUGGAAGAGCUAGCAGGCCAAGGGAAAGGGUCUCCCGUCUCAGGUCUAACUUCUGGGAAUCCAUUAGAACUGGUUUGAUAAAAGACAACAACUCUGCACAAGUUAUUGAACCUCCAUCCACCACCGACCCUGAGGAAGAGCCAUUGCCUGAAGAGUUCAUACUCAUGGAAAGGAGUGAACCCGAUGGAGUCAUCGAGCAAAUUGUUUUCUCUUCUGGGGGUGAUAUUGAUGUUUAUGAUCUAGAAGCGUUGUGUGACAAGGUAGGAUGGCCUAGAAGGCCAUUGACAAAGUUAGCUGCAGCCUUGGAAAACAGCUACAUGGUAGUCACCUUGCAUUCUGUACGAAUAUCACCUGGAUCAGAAGGGAAUGACCAGAAGAGACUGAUUGGCAUGGCUCGUGCCACAUCUGAUCAUGCCUUCAAUGCUACCAUUUGGGAUGUCAUCGUGGAUCCUAGCUACCAGGGUCAAGGCCUUGGCAAGGCCCUUAUUGAAAAGCUGAUUAGAGCUCUUCUUCAGAGAGACAUUGGCAACAUAACUCUUUUUGCUGAUAGUAAAGUUGUGGAGUUCUAUCAGAAUUUAGGUUUUGAAGCUGACCCAGAGGGCAUCAAGGAAAUGGCUUGUUCGAAGAGGCGAAGAAAGUGGCACCAGCUCAAAGAUGGAUAGCAGCCAAUAGUAACCGUGGAAUCCGAGUCUUUGGACUUCCUGCUGUAAGCAAUCUUGUGUAUCUCUUGAAGUGAUUGUAAUAUAGGCGUAGAGUAGUUCUCCAUUUGAUUUGCCUCGCACUGCAUAAGAUGUAAUGAAUUAAUUAUCUGUCUGUGCAUGUACUCAGGGUUGAGCUUUGAACAUGUCUCACUUGCAAGUUGCAAGUAUUCAAUCAAAUGCUAUGCUUACUAUUGUUUUGGCCUUGGGACCUUAAUAUAAUUACCACUUGCUCAUGUGAUGACAUGGUGAUUGCAUCGUGUAGAAGACCCUUUUUUAGUCUUUAUACUGCAUUGGUUGUUGAAGUAUUAUUUACAGUUUUCACGAGAUAAGUAUAUUUGAAGUCAACCGCAGAAGAUGGGAUUGGAGGACCAGGUCAUUGGUGUCAGGUAAAGGAUAUGUCAAGUUAGCUUGUUGGCCCUACUGCAUUGACGCUGGCCGGCAGCGAUUGCCAAAUUACAAUAUGAUCAUAGUGUUUGAUUGAUUUCACAUUUCAGUCCAACUGAAACCCUUGGUCAGCUGGUGGUUACUUAUGUUAAGAAACAAGUAGGCAGUAGAAUGCCCCCAAAGAAUCAAAAAGACCGCUGGCC
Molecule: messenger RNA, 1881 nt
Organism: Linum trigynum
Lineage: Eukaryota; Viridiplantae; Streptophyta; Magnoliopsida; Malpighiales; Linaceae
Source: the annotation of a GenBank genome assembly